AUGAGAAACUCAAUUUCUCAGACAACGUGUUGCAUAUUUUUCUUCCUUGUUCUCUUGUUCCUUCACCUCCAUAAUGUUGAAGGAAUAAUUCGCCCUGCAGGAGCCCGAGAAGGAUCUUCAGCAACUGGCCAACAUGACAUCCAUGACCAAGGAGAAGAGUUUGGGGUAGACUAUACUCCUCCAAGUGCACAUCCUCCAGUCCUACCUCCUCCAAUAUUAAUGCGAAGAUCAGAUGAUGAGUUUGGGGUAGACAACUAUACUCCCCCAAGGACACAUCCUCCAGUCCAGCCCCCUCCAAUAUUAAUGCAUAACUCAGAAGAUGAAGAUGAUGAGUUCAGUGUGGAUUAUGCUCCUCCAAGGACACAUCCUCCACUCCAACCCCCUCCGAUGCAUAACUCAGGUGGCGAAGAUGAUGAGUUCAUUGUGGAAUAUGCUCCUCCAAGGACACAUCCUCCACUCCAACCCCCUCCGAUGCAUAACUCAGGUGGCGAAGAUGAUGAGUUCAUUGUGGAAUAUGCUCCUCCAAGGACACAUCCUCCACUCCAACCCCCUCCGAUGCAUAACUCAGGUGGCGAAGAUGAGAUUGGGGUAGAUUAUUCUUCUCCAAGGACACUUUCUCCCAAGGAACCCCCAAUACAUUAA
Messenger RNA from Prunus armeniaca (apricot), 642 nucleotides. The record is from the annotation of a GenBank genome assembly. NCBI's taxonomy places the organism in Eukaryota, Viridiplantae, Streptophyta, Magnoliopsida, Rosales, Rosaceae.